AUUAUACAUUGAUAAGGAAUUCUAGCAAUGACAAUGACCGCCAAGUAUAGGCCAGGGAGAAUUCAAACUCUUAAUGCUGAGCAAGAAAUCAUUCUUAAACAAGUGUGGGCUUACUACUUCAAGUACUUGGGGUUACCAGUUGAAAUCAGCAAUUCAGAUAUAGCUUACAAGGAAAGCUUUAUAGCUUCUACUUCCACUCAACAUUUUGAUGAAUCAACCACCUUGGCACCUUUGGUGAAGGUUAAUACCCGUGCUUCAGUUACAUCCAAGAAAACCAAUAGUUCAAAUAGGAGAAGUAUCUGGAGUGGGAAGAAAAAGAGCGACGAUAGUUCCAUUGCUCCUGGGGGUAAGGCACCUACCUCCUCCCUUCCAUUUAAUUCUAAAAGAAUGGUCCAAAUUCAAACACAGUCUUCUUUUGAAAGAUAUUCUCCUGUUGAAAAAACUCCUGAUGAUUAUUACUAUAUUUAUGCCCACCAUUACAAGGCUGCUUUUGAAUAUACUGACGACUAUGCGAAGCUUUCUCGUAACAACCAGUUAGAACCAGAAUAUGGACAAGGUUAUGAUGACGACGAUGAUGAUUACAGCUCUGAUUAUUCCAUUGAAACAUUUGUAACUGCUGCCACAUCCUUUGAAUCAGAUUACAAACUUAAUGGUAAUACGGCUAAUGGGUCAAUGUAUAAGGUGUAUAACGGUGGAAGAAUUAAAAUCCCUGGAAAAACCCAACUGAAGCGUCACUCCACUAUCAUGUCCAGUAGUAAAGUCAAGCAACCAGCUGAUGACCAAUUUAAGCGUACUAUGAAUAUGCAAUUGACUGUUCGUUCUGAUCCUUCGGUAUUUAAAUGUUUUGGGAGGUAUGAUGCCCAUCAGAUUAUAACGGCUGUCCAUAAAAUGGCUAGACAUGAUUUAUACGACAAUGUUAUGCUUAGAUUUGUGCGGGCAAGAAAAUGGGAUACCGAAAAGGCGAUUGAAAUGAUGUUGAAAUCAAUGGACUGGAGAAUGAAUGAAUUUUCCCCUGAUGAAUGGGUUAUGGAAGGUGAUGCACCUUCAUACUUAAACGGUACUAACCAAGGGUUUGUGCGUGGUUUCACCAAGGAAAAAUCUUGGAUUAAAGGAAGGGAUAAGAAUAAUAAUCCAAUUUUCACCUUCCAGGCCAAAAAACAUUUGACUACUGAUGCCUCAGCAGCACAACAUAAACGCUAUGCUCUUGUGCUGAUUGAAUGGGUUAGAUUGUUCCUUCAGGAUGUUAGUGAAUCCGUUGACAAUUGUACUAUUUUAUUCGAUUUGACAGAUUUCUCGUUAAAGAAUGCCGAUUAUUCGACUAUUAAGUUCCUUGCUGAAUGUCUUGAAGCACAUUAUCCUGAAACUUUAGGUUUCAUUCUUAUCCAUAAUGCACCAUGGAUUUUUUCUACCGUUUGGAAUAUUAUUAAGAAUUGGAUUGAUCCAUAUGUUGCCGCCAAGAUUCAUUUUACAAAGGAUUUGAAUGAUCUUUGUCGAUUCAUUGAUAUUGAGUUGAUCCCUGACUAUUUGGGUGGACAGGAUUCCACCAGAGGUCAUUACCCAAUUCCAAAUGAAGAAGAUGGACAUCCACCUAAACCCAAAGACGCCGAAUAUGCUAGAUUGAAAAGGGAAAGAGAUCAAUUGUAUUGUAGAUUCUAUGAAACUACUAAAAAGUGGAUUGAAUCCACUAAUCCGGCUGUAUCUGAAUUAUAUUUGAAAGACAAGAUAGCCUUGAAUAUCGAGUUGAGUAAAAACUAUAUUAAGUUGGAUCCUUAUAUUAGAAAUCCAAGUAUUUAUGAUCGUGAUGGCACAUUGGCCUUGCGUAUUUGAUUUUGAGAUGUUGUCAAUUAGAGUUUGUUGUAUAAUGAUGUAUGUUAAUCUUUUUAUUUAUAGCAUAAAUAUUAGUUGUGUUUGAUUUGU
Messenger RNA from Spathaspora passalidarum NRRL Y-27907, 1917 nucleotides. RefSeq names its product CRAL-TRIO domain-containing protein. NCBI's taxonomy places the organism in Eukaryota, Fungi, Ascomycota, Pichiomycetes, Serinales, Debaryomycetaceae. The record is from RefSeq and is a predicted model, not a curated record. The transcript has a single exon. Bases 985 to 1827 code for a protein of 280 amino acids.